Molecule: messenger RNA, 1740 nt
Organism: Neomonachus schauinslandi (Hawaiian monk seal)
Lineage: Eukaryota; Metazoa; Chordata; Mammalia; Carnivora; Phocidae
Product: protocadherin gamma-A2-like
Exons: 1
Biological process (GO): homophilic cell-cell adhesion
Cellular component (GO): plasma membrane
Molecular function (GO): calcium ion binding
Source: RefSeq, a predicted model, not a curated record
AUGGCGGCUCUGCAAAAGUUGCCACAACGCAGAAGGCUUAUCCGGCUCUGCUUUCUUUUGGUCGUCUUGUGGGAGGUCGGAGCCGGGCAGAUGCACUAUUCUGUGCCAGAAGAGAUUGACAAAGGCUCCUUCGUGGGUGACAUCGCCAAGGACCUGGGGCUGGAGCCCCCUGCCCUGGCAGAGCGUGGAGUCCGCAUCAUCUCCAGAGGUAGGUCGCAGCUUUUUGCUCUGAAUCCGAGAAGUGGCAGCUUGGUCACCGCAGGCAGGAUAGACCGGGAGGAGCUCUGCACUCAGAGCACGCGGUGUCUGGUGAAUUUUAACAUACUCCUGGAAGACAAAUUGAACAUUUAUUCAGUAGAGGUGGAAAUAACAGAUAUUAACGAUAAUGCCCCUCGCUUUGGAGUAGAGGAACUAGAGCUAAAAAUAAGUGAAAUGACUACGCCAGGAUUCCGAAUUCCCCUAAAGAGUGCGCAUGAUGCGGACGUGGGAGAAAACACCCUUCAGAAGUACGAACUGAACCCAAAUGACCACUUCUCCCUGGAUGUGCGAAGCGGAGUGGAUGGGAACAAGCACCCUGAGCUGGUGCUGGAGCUCGCCCUGGACCGUGAGGAAAAAGCCAUUCACUACCUCCUCCUUGUGGCUUUGGAUGGGGGCAGUCCGGUCCGAUCUGGCACCUCCCGCAUCUGUGUGACCGUCCUGGAUGUGAACGACAAUGCCCCUAUAUUUACACAGCCCGAGUACCGUGUAAGUGUUCCUGAGAAUAUGCCCGUAGGCACCCGGAUACUCACAGUGACCGCCACUGACACAGAUGAGGGAUACAAUGCCCAAGUGGCAUAUUUUCAAGAGAAAACCCUGGGAGAAACCCCAGAGGUAUUUGAGCUUGAGUCGACAUCUGGAGAUAUAGCAAUCACAAAGAGUCUAGAUUUUGAGGAUACCAAAGUCCAUGAAAUUGAUAUUGAAGCUCAGGAUGGUCCGGGCCUUCUGACCAGGACAAAGGUUAUUGUGACAGUUCUGGAUGUGAAUGACAACGCCCCAGAAUUUUACAUGACAUCUGCUACUAGCUCAAUUCCUGAAGACUCUCCCCCAGGAACCAUAAUUGCACUUUUCAAUGUACACGACAGAGACUCUGGGCAGAAUGCAUUUAUCACAUGUUCACUCCCUGAGAACCUUCCUUUCAAGUUAGAAAGAUCAGUGGACAAUUACCACCGACUGGUUACAACCAGAGCCCUUGAUAGGGAACAGUUUUCCUUUUAUAACGUCACUGUGACUGCUAAAGAUGGAGGGAAACCAUCUCUGUCCAAGGAUGCUUACAUUUUGUUGCAGGUGGCAGACAUCAAUGACAACCCACCCACCUUCCCCCACAUGUCCUACUCUGCCUACAUUCCUGAAAACAACCCCAGAGGUGCCUCCCUCAUUUCUGUGGUGGCCCAUGACCCUGACAGUGACGAUAAUGCCCAUGUAACUUAUUCUUUGACUGAAGACACUUUUCAGGGUGCACCCCUGUCCUCUUAUAUCUCCAUCAACUCUGACACCGGUAUCGUGUAUGCGUUGCGCUCCUUUGACUAUGAGCAGUUCCAGGAUUUGCAGCUGUGGUUGACUGCGUGGGACAAUGGGAACCCGCCCCUCAGCAGCAACGUGUCAUUGAGCAUAUUCGUGCUGGACCAGAAUGACAAUGCGCCCGAAAUUCUGUACCCUGCCCUUCCCACCGACGGUUCCACAGGCGUGGAGCUGGCGCCCCGC